Orbicella faveolata is the source of this 1033-nucleotide messenger RNA. RefSeq names its product protein mono-ADP-ribosyltransferase PARP14-like. The record is from RefSeq and is a predicted model, not a curated record. Gene Ontology annotation, cellular component: nucleus; cytoplasm. Gene Ontology annotation, biological process: protein poly-ADP-ribosylation; negative regulation of gene expression; positive regulation of type II interferon-mediated signaling pathway. Gene Ontology annotation, molecular function: RNA binding; ubiquitin-like protein ligase binding; NAD+ poly-ADP-ribosyltransferase activity. NCBI's taxonomy places the organism in Eukaryota, Metazoa, Cnidaria, Anthozoa, Scleractinia, Merulinidae.
UGGGAAGCGGAAGUCGCUUGUCGCCGUUGUGAUUUGGCUCGUUCCCAGUCUCUCUUUCUCCUGAUAUUUUUCCUAGAAAACCGGAAGUGUCUAUUUCAGACGAUAAUUUCAUUCAAAACACCAAAGUGAAACUGCAACACGGCAAAUUCCAUGUUGGUUUAUCUUUCGUAAGAAGCAUUGAAACCGACCAGUUGCAAGUUUAUACAGAUCAGAGAACUUCCUCCGGUUUCAAAGCCACUGGAGCGAGAUUUUAACAGUUACAUCGGCGAUGGACAACUCUUUCUAUCAUGAGGAUGAAUAUGAAGAAGAGGAAGAACAAGACGAAAAUUUCGAAGAAGAGGAAGACGAUUUUGAUGUCAGUCGCUUUGUUGAGUCAGAAGAUGACAAUGGGGAAGAGAAGGCUAAAAAUAAUUUGACAGCGGAGAUGUCAUCUGUUACUAGCAAGAACGUACAAGACGAAGACCCCGAGGAGAUGGAAGAAAAACUGAAAAAGCUUGAGGAAAUUUUCAGCUGUUUGCCACCAGUCCUGAUCAGAAGAGUUCUAAAUGGCGAUGACGUCAAGGGAAACGUUGCAAUAGCAAGCCAGCGGCUACAGGAAUUUCAAGAUAUGGAAAAUCCACAGGACAUAUUCAAAAGCCCACCGACAGUCAAGCCCUUGACAGGUACUGUAGAGGAAACGAGUUCUAGAAGAACUGAUCAGCCGAGGAAUUUCCGAGGAAAAAAGAGGAGAAAUAGGAUUAGAAGCGACAAUGACAUGCCCAAGGAACAUGGAGAGAUACAAGACUUGAGAAGAGAUAGCUUUGACGAUACCAGGGCGGAAAACAGGGGCGGUUACCAAGGUAAUCGAGGCCAAAAUGCAAAGCAAAGAGGAGGGUACAAGGGAAGGCCAAGAGGAGCACCAAGGGGAGGUUCCAGAGGCGGUUUUGCACAGGGACAAAGUGACUACCAAGGAUUCAGAGAUAAUGAUGUUGGAUUGUCUCAAGGAUGUGGCUUUGUCAAUUUUGUUCAUCACUCUUAUAAUGUGUAUGAGUGA